UUUUAAUUUAGAAGGAAAAACAAAAGUUUGCCGUUCCCGGGGUCUCUCUGGCUUCACAACGCGGGGUUAAAAACAGCUUUUCUCUGCCAUCCGUGGUCCAAACAGCAAGAAACUUGCCCGAAUGAAAGUCCACCGUCUUCUCUUCACUCUCCGAAGAAACCGGGGUGAUUUUACGGCGCUCGUUUUACGAAAAAUAUGAAUUUAUAACUCCGAAGAAACACAGACUCGGAGGAGGAAAAGCUCUUCCUGGCUAACAGUUAGGCGGGCUCUGCAAAGCACCAAUCACAGAUCACCGCUUCGCUAUAAAUUCAGGCAUCGGGGUUACUGUAGCCCAAUUACUUUCUUUUGAUUAGGAAGAAGUCUCUGCAGCGAUGUCGGAGACCGCUCCCGCCGCCGCUCCCGCUGUCGCGGCCCCCGCCGCCAAGGCCGCCGCCAAGAAGCCGAAGAAGGCGGCGAGCGGCUCCAAAGCCCGCAAGCCCGCGGGGCCCAGCGUCACCGAGCUCAUCACCAAGGCCGUGUCCGCCUCCAAGGAGCGCAAGGGGCUCUCCCUCGCCGCGCUCAAGAAGGCGCUGGCCGCCGGCGGCUACGAUGUGGAGAAGAGUAACAGCCGCAUCAAGCUGGGGCUCAAGAGCCUCGUCAGCAAGGGCGUCCUGGUGCAGACCAAGGGCACCGGCGCCUCCGGCUCCUUCCGCCUCAGUAAGAAGCCCGGGGACGUGAAGGAAAAAGCCCCCAGGAAGAGAACUGCUGCGGCCAAGCCCAAGAAGCCGGCGGCUAAGAAGCCCGCCAGCGCUGCCAAGAAGCCCAAGAAGGCGGCGGCGGUGAAGAAGAGCCCCAAGAAAGCCAAGAAGCCGGCGGCUGCCGCUGUCAAGAAGGCAGCGAAGAGCCCCAAGAAGGCGACAAAGGCUGCCAAGCCCAAAAAAGCGGCGGCAGCAGCGAAGAGCCCGGCUAAGGCGAAGGCGGUGAAGCCCAAAGCGGCCAAACCCAAGGCGGCCAAGCCGAAAGCAGCCAAGGCAAAGAAGGCGGCUCCCAAGAAAUGAAGUGUUGAAGUGGAAAUACUUUUAAACCCAACGGCUCUUUUAAGAGCCACCCACUAUUGUCCCCAAAAGGGCUGAUACACUCCGGCACUGAGCUCGGUGCCUGCAGCAGAGACAACUAUUCGCCACUAUCUGGGUGGGACGUUCGUCUGUGGAGUGGAUGGGACGCUAAACUUCCGACCGUGGUUUUACACUAGGACUUGGAAAAAUAAAAGUUUACAUUCCCUGCGAAAACGC
Molecule: messenger RNA, 1271 nt
Organism: Parus major (Great Tit)
Lineage: Eukaryota; Metazoa; Chordata; Aves; Passeriformes; Paridae
Product: histone H1.10
Exons: 1
Coding region: 372-1037 (221 amino acids)
Biological process (GO): nucleosome assembly
Cellular component (GO): nucleosome
Molecular function (GO): structural constituent of chromatin; DNA binding
Source: RefSeq, a predicted model, not a curated record